AUGGCUGCUGCUGCUGCUCUCGGCGAUAACUCCAAUCCGUUGGUGUACUCGUCCGAUUCGGAAUGUGAAGAUCUUCUCGGGAGCCUUUCCCUCGGGGAAAUCGAGAAUUGGGAUAAAGUGGAGGAGUCCGAGGUUGACCCUAUCACACCAGUAGAGGUUUUUGAAAUAAUUCGUCGUUUGCGAGACCCAGAGCACCCGACGCUCUCCUUAGAACAGCUACGAGUGGUGACACCAGAACAGAUACAAGUCACCAACGGAGUCACGGAUGGCAUUACCAGAAUCGAUGUUGAAUUCACACCAACGAUACCAACAUGUUCCGUCGCCACUUUAAUUGGGUUGACUAUCCGAACGAAACUGCAGAAAUGCGUUUGUGGGGCGAAUGGAAAUGUUAAGAUAAAUGUGAACAUCAAGGAAGGUACACAUGAUCAGGAAGAGCAGGUGAAUAAGCAACUAAACGACAAGGAACGGUGUCAGGCUGCGAUAGAGAAUCCCAAUUUACAAAAAGUAUUGUUGCAAUCAGGUCCUUUCCCCUCCACUGAGGUACCCUCCUGCAGUAGUCACCUGUUGUGA
Molecule: messenger RNA, 570 nt
Organism: Perkinsus marinus ATCC 50983
Lineage: Eukaryota; Perkinsozoa; Perkinsida; Perkinsidae
Exons: 6
Coding region: 1-570 (189 amino acids)
Biological process (GO): iron-sulfur cluster assembly
Source: RefSeq, a predicted model, not a curated record